AUGGCGCUGAUGCAGAAAUUAAUCAUUUUCGCCUUCGUCUGUAUCGCAGCGACCAGCGCCUAUCCAAAACUGUAUCACGACGAUGACGAAGACACUGGUAGUUUAGACAGAGCUGGACACGGAGGUGGUGGCCACGGACACGCUCAUUCCUUCCAUCACUUUUCCGGGCCGGUAGAAGGACACCACGAAGAAAUCACCUGGAAGGACAAACACGGCCACCAUUACCAUGAUUACAAAGCUCAUCCAAAGUACAAGUUCGCUUACGGCGUGGACGACAAACACACGAAAGACUAUCACGGACAGAAGGAGCAUAGAGACGGGAAAGAACUCGAGGGAGAGUACCAUAUUCACGAACCUGGUGGCAACGUGAGAACCGUCAAGUACCAUUCCGAUCCACACGGCGGUUUCUUCGCGGAGGUUCAUAAUUCCGGUGGAAAUGAUCACUCUGGCGGCACUUACGGCGGACAUAAGCACAGAUAA
Molecule: messenger RNA, 480 nt
Organism: Habropoda laboriosa
Lineage: Eukaryota; Metazoa; Arthropoda; Insecta; Hymenoptera; Apidae
Product: adult-specific cuticular protein ACP-22-like
Exons: 4
Coding region: 1-480 (159 amino acids)
Cellular component (GO): extracellular matrix
Source: RefSeq, a predicted model, not a curated record